AUGCCACCUCCAAAGAGCCCAGCGGCACUCCAGGAGCAAUUAAAAGACUUGGAAGGGGCCAGAACCAUAAACUCUUUGAAGCACAAGAUCUGGAGCGGACCCGAUGGUUCUGAACUUGUCAGGAUGCCCAUUUUAGAAAGAACGUUUGCAGAGCCAUCCUUGCAGGCUUCUCGGAUGAAGUUGAAAAGAGCUCGACUAGCUGAUGAUCUGAAUGAAAAGAUUGCUCGAAGACCUGGUCCUAUGGAGCUGGUAGAGAAAAACAACCUUCCUGUAGACUCCAGUGUUAAGGAGGUAAUUAUAGGCAUUAGGAAGGACGACUGUCCUCAAACUCACGGCAAUUUAUCAUUUGACAAAGACAGCAGUGAUGCUUUGUCUCCAGACUGGCCAGCCAGCUAGGAGUCGCAAGGG
Molecule: messenger RNA, 408 nt
Organism: Orcinus orca (killer whale)
Lineage: Eukaryota; Metazoa; Chordata; Mammalia; Artiodactyla; Delphinidae
Product: myocardin-related transcription factor B-like
Exons: 1
Coding region: 1-396 (131 amino acids)
Biological process (GO): smooth muscle cell differentiation
Source: RefSeq, a predicted model, not a curated record